This is a messenger RNA of Acanthopagrus latus (yellowfin seabream), 1514 nucleotides long. Its product is annotated as tumor necrosis factor receptor superfamily member 6B-like. Lineage: Eukaryota; Metazoa; Chordata; Actinopteri; Spariformes; Sparidae. The coding region runs from base 66 to 965 and encodes 299 amino acids. The transcript is spliced from 5 exons. The record is from RefSeq and is a predicted model, not a curated record. Gene Ontology annotation, molecular function: protein binding.
UCCUCCAACACUCUAUAAAAUGAACCCGAUCCUGCUGUCAAACUGUCUUCAGCAGAAGCCACGUAAUGUGCAUCAUCAUCAGCAUGAUUCUCUCACCGCUGCUCGUCCUGCUCUCCGCUGUCCUCUGCGGUGCCUCGGCGCAGGGCUCCGUCCCCACCUACGAGCGCCAAGACCCGAUCACAGGGGCAUCGCUCACCUGCGACAAGUGUCCGCCCGGCACGCACAUGGCCGCGCACUGCACGGCAGCCACGCCCACCAGAUGUGAGCCGUGCCAAGAGGAGCACUUCACCGAGUUCUGGAACUACCUGCCCAGGUGUCUGUACUGCAGCAACGUCUGCGCUGAAAACCAGGUGGUGGAGAGGGAGUGCACGGCGACGGCCAACAGGGUGUGCCGGUGUGUGGACGGCUUCUACGGGGCCGACGACUUCUGUAUCAGACACAAGGAGUGCGCGCCCGGGAGCGGUGUUCUGACAAAAGGUACGUCACAAACGGACACAGUUUGUGAGCAGUGCACCGAGGGCUCCUUCUCCAACUCAUCGUCUGCGCUGGAGCCGUGCGUAAAUCACCAGGAAUGCCCGAGCGGACAGACCGCGCUCCUCCCCGGCUCCAUCUACCACGACACAGUGUGCGGCACCUGCCGGGAUCUUGAGAAUGGAGGUGAGACGUCCACGGACUUCUACACUGGGCUCUUCAGCAUGCACAGGAUGCGCGUGACAAAACUGAGGAAAUUUGUCAGCAGGUACAUUUAUAAGUCAGGAGAGGAGAGGCGCGUCAGGGACACAUCUGUCCCCAGACAGAGAGGUCCUCUCAUGGAUGAAAUCAGAGCUUGGCUGGACGGGGCUUCACGGGACGAGCUGAAGAGACUGCCACAGAUGCUGAGGGCCACACAGCUCAGCGCCAUGGCAGAGAAACUAGAGAAGAGGCUGGAAGAGAUUAAGCAGGGUGGAAACUGUAGUUCAGUGUAACACUGAUGUUCUCAAACGACUGACAGUCUCAUACGUAGUCUAGAAUAACACAUUGGCCUACCUCUUUCUCUCAUUUGGCAUUUUUUGCCCAUUUGAAAACAAGUAGUUGAACCUCUUUAUUUUAUUUUUUUUUCAAGUUUGUCUGUUAACCGAGAGUGUCUGUAAGGUUGAAGUAAUGUGUCAUAGAAAUACUAUCAUUUAUGUUGCUGGGAAACGUGCGUAUUGAUCUGAAUACAAAGUGAAGGCUGUAUUCAACAAUAUGUUGGAAACUAUACUGCCUCCAGUAUCGUUUGUGUAUUUUAAGACGACCAAUUUUUGUUUAUAAGAAAGGAAAAAGAACAAAUUGUACAAAUUUGGGAGAAUUUUUUUUUCCGUAAAAUAUAUGAUUAAAAGUAUGACAUUCUCUCACAGAAACGCACGAAAGUAAUGUCAUGUCAUGUCAUUGACCAUAACCGCUUAUCCCUUUCCAUGGGGUUGCGGGGUGUUGCUGCUGGAGCCAAUCCCAGCCUUGUCUCAGGGAGAGGGCAGGGUACUCCCUGGAUAAGUUGC